This is a messenger RNA of Pieris macdunnoughi, 684 nucleotides long. Lineage: Eukaryota; Metazoa; Arthropoda; Insecta; Lepidoptera; Pieridae. The record is from the annotation of a GenBank genome assembly.
AUGGUCGAGGAAAACGAUCAGCAUUAUGGAAGAACAUCGAAUAAGAACGUUUUGUUAAAGAUUGUGAUCCUUGGAGACGGUGGAGUCGGAAAGUCAUGUUUAAUGAGUAGAUUUAUAUCUAAUCACUUUGACGAUCAUAAUUUCCACACGAUAGGAGUCGAAUUUAUGAAUAAAAUGUUAGAUGUUAAUGGAAAACAAUACACAUUGCAGAUUUGGGACACUGCUGGCCAAGAAAGAUUUAAAUCUCUUAGAACCCCAUUCUAUCGUGGAACUGAUAUAUGCAUUUUAGCGUAUGCUAUUGAUGACCGCAGUUCCUUUAAUAAUAUUAAAACAUGGUUGAAUGAGUUUUUACACUAUGCUGGAGUAAAAAAUGGAAUUGAAAAGUUUCCUUUUGUUGUUGUUGGCAAUAAGUCAGAUGUAUCUUCAAAAGACCGAGAAGUUUCUCACGAUCAAUUGAAACAAUGGUGUGAGCAAAAUAAAAUUGGCACCUAUAUAGAGACAUCGGCCAAGACUGAUAAUAAUGUUGUGGAAGCAUUUUCUGUGGCCGUACAAAGAUGGGCAAAUCUCGAAGAAAAGGCCGAGAGAGAGCUCCGCAUGUUACAUCAUCCAGACACUGUUACUUUACAUGGAUCGGCGCCAUCUGGCGGCCUCCGAGCGACUUGCUGCUCCCGUUUUACGGAUUGA